CCUCCAUUUCCCCCUCCCCCCCAAAGCCCUGUCCCUGACUUCAUCCUAGUCUUGGCUCCGCCCUACUGUGCUAGCCUCGGGGCAUGCUGGGAAUCUCCUGUGGCCGUCUCUGCUCCGGGAAGGUGUACAGCUGUCCUUGGAGUUUUGCCAGGCACACACACAGGAAGUCUGCCACCCCCUGAAGGACCCCAGGGUGGCCCCGCAGAGAGCCCGCAGCCAGAGGAAUGGCCCCCGAGACCCCGAGGCCCCCCUCCCAGAAGUCUUGUAUCAAUCUGAUAAUGGCAGCAGUAGAGAAAAAUAUAUGCGAGUCUGAUCCAAAAGAAGAUUGAAAUGAUAGUUUCUUCAUAUGAUAGAAUUUGUAACAUGAAUAAAACACCUGUUAGCGAAGAGAUCAAGUCUGUCUUUGAAGAAAUAAAUAGAAAAAGGUGGGUGAGAGGUAAAGUCUUUAUAACACAAUACAUCAAGAAGUUUAAAUCUUUAUAUGGGAAGAAGUUUCACUUAUCCAAAGAAGUCUCUUGUUUAGUUGUGUGAUGGAUGCUUUAUCCUUGACAUUUAAUUGAAUAAAAUGGUUGAAUGAAUUAAAAGACAGAAAUCUUUAGACUUAUAAAGAACCAUAGUGUUAAGCCCAACCUUUAAAAGGGUUUUGAAUUGUUUAACAUAUCAUGAUUGGUCUCCAUCCUGGUAAAUUAAAAUAAGACUUGACCUCUGUUUUUAACUUUGAAAAGAAUGUUCUCCAUUGAAUCAUCCCAUAGUAAAAUAUCCAGUCUGCUAAGAGAUGUGUCAGGGCCAUCCAUUUAGACAGUAAUCAAGCCCUGUUAGCAAUACAGGGAGGAAAAAGUUGUUUUGAGAUCAACAAGCAAUUAACUUUAGCUAAUAAAUCAGAUAAGAGACAAUUGUGAAUUACUACCUGCUUGAUUAAAUGCGUUAAUUCAACAGUCUGUAAUAUUAGAAAUUUAUUCCCAUCUAUAGGAGGAAGAAGCAGUUAAGCAUGUGUAGAGUAGAAUUUGGGGGAUGGAGCUUGCACCCACAGAAAUCACUAAUGAGCCGACAGGAGACUUUAGAUAGAUGCUAGCAGAGAAGAUGCGGCCAUUAUUUAGGAAAGCGGAGAGGUCCGGAGCACUGCCUUGAGAUGUCUCUCAGCAGCAGAGCCCAAAGAUGUUCACAUGAAUUCAGAGUUUAUAGGAAUUUAACACAGUACUUCUCUUCUCGUCACUCACCACAUGUGUGUAACACAAUGUCAUGUAUGUUAUAUUUCUUUAUCCUGUUCUAUCCUCCUUAAGUUUUUCCCAGAGCUUUCAGACCGAUGGGAGAAUUCCUUAAGUUUGCAAUUUCUAACUUGAGUCAGAAUUUAGACAUGUCCACGGUCUGGUAAGUUUUAAGACAUUUCCCAUGGGAAGUGCACUGUUUCCAUGGGGGAAAGGGGGGUGUUUUGGCCACAUUAGGAAAGAAUAUAUUAAAGGUGUGUGUGUGUAUAUAUAUAUAUAUAUGUCUGCUUGGGCAAGGGAAUUUCUCUACUUGUCAUAAGGAGAGAUUUGUAUAUCCCUUCUCAAGGGCACCGAACUUUCACUAAUUUUCUACAGGAAGUUGCCAUUCUGUGAUUACUAGUACUAAUUAAUGUUUGCUGGGGGAUAAUGCCCAAUUUCAUCCCAUGUAAUCCUACUAAUUUUAUUUCCAAGUUUGCAUUAUUCCCCCUCUUUAGGGUCCUCUUCAUCAAAGACCUGAAGCAUAUGAUUUGAUUCAGCUCUCAAAUGAGGAACUUUCUGCUUUCUCAAAAUCAUCAGUUUAGGAACCCUCUCGAUAAAAUGGGGUUUUGAACGACAACACGUAUAUUCUCUGUAGUUCUCUGAAUCAUGACAAUAAAACAUGGAAUUAAAUGAUGAAUAAGUAAAAGAAUACUGACAAUAACAAUUUUGGUUGGAACAAUCUGUGUCCAACGUCCAUUAAAAAUUGAGUUCCACCAGUCAGUCCAUGGAGCGAUAUUAGUCCCUGAAUUUCUCUUCAAUUCGUAUUGAAAGAACAUGUCACUCUCUAAGUGCCCUUGUGACAGAUCCAUCCGGGGAUGAAUUAUUAGGUAUGUAGAUACAGCAAGAUCCUCCUGUCAUAACACAAACUCCCACUUGCUUUGCCAGGGACAUGUCCAGGGCUACUCUAUUAUACCAUGUCACCUGACUGCAUGUAAGUACUGAGCUAUAAUUGUAUUCCUAGUAUAGUUUAUAAAUCUGUUGGUUGUAGUAAAUGUCAUUAAUCCAGUUCACAUUCUUAUUUAUAGUUACCCACCAGAAAAGAGAUUCCAUACCGUUAGCUAUCUCAUUUCUAGCCUUGAAUUUAUCUAGGACUCCUCUGAGUACCCCCAAAACAUCCAAGUACACUGAAGGAUCAAUCAAGCCCUGAAGGGCAUCUAUCUUCUGCCUUGUCUUGCCUUCCUCCUGGAUCUGAUUCAGAUAAACUACAGUAAAGGGAAUAGCCAAUGUCACUAGAUCACACAUACCAUUCCAGUUUACCAAGACCUUUCUCAGCAUAAUUUCUCCAUGGGACCACCAGAGAUCUGCCUUCAGUAUGCUGUAGGAUUUUAAUAAUAUCAAUAAGAGACGGAAAGGAAAAAAGCUUCAGUUGAGAACAGAGCAAAGAGAGACAGACUCACACCUGCAGCACUUUACCCAAAAGUACAAGCUCAGAAAAAAAGACCUCUGCAACAUGAGUUUCAGACAAAUUUAUCUCCUAAGCAUCCUUAUGUAAAAUGAGGACAUAACUUAAAAGGAUACUGGGAAUAUAGCUCAGGUGUUGCAAAUUUUCCAUCUACACAGACUCCCCCUGAUCCUUUGGGAGACCAGUCUCCCCAAUGGAUCAUUUUAAACAUAAUUAACUAAGGUACAUACAAUUUUACACAGGGAAAAUACAACAACUUGGGGAUAAGGAAACAAAAGGGAAUCAAGAACAAAACCAAUUAGGGGAGCGUUCCCUUUGGUACAACAAAGUACAUAUAAACAAAUGUAUUCAACUCCCCCAAAGUUCAGUUCUGCACAUUCAGUUUUGCUCAGGGAUUCCUGGAGCAUUGUGCAGUUUCCACAGGCAUCUCUACAGCAUCUUCCAUAAGGAAUUCAGUCUGGAUUCCAGGAGGUGGCAAAUUUCUUACCCAGUAUAAAGAAUAGCAAGCAGUAGUAACAGCAUAUGGAGUUAGCAGGAAUAGCCUUUGUGAGGGAGAGACCUGGCUACCUGGCUCUCCUGGUGGGCAGGGUAGGCAAUGAGCCUGAGAAAGCUUUAAAGGGUUUCCCAAAGGGAGAGGAGAGAGGGAAAACCAGGGCAAAAGAAGAAAUCUGAUUCCCCUAGUUCUUAAAUCCCCUCCUGGUCUCCAAAAAUUGUAGGAUUUCAAUAAUAAUACUAAGAGAGGGAAAGGAAAAAAGAUUCUUUCAGUCUAGUGAGCAGAGCAAAGAGAGACAGAUUCACACUUGCAGCACUUUACCAAAAGCACAAACUCUGAAAAAAGAGCCCCACCAUGGGUCUCAGCCAAAUUUAUCUCCUAAGCAUCCUUACAUAAAAUGGGGAUGUAACUUAAAAGGAUGCUGGGAAUGUAGCUCAGGUAUUGCAGAUUUUCCAUCUGCACAGUGCUCAGGUUAGCCAAUUUGAGCAUAUCAGUCAAAUGCCAUAUAUGUGAACACUGCAGCUGUUGUGGACUAGAAACACCUCCUGCGUGUCAAAAAAUACUUUUAAGUGGCUGCCAAUAUCAAAGUGGAAUAUCAAAACUUGGGGUGGAUUAUAUGCCAGGGAAGAAUCUAGGCUGAAGAGGGUUUGCUUGGGGUGGAGAGGUAGGAAGGCUCUUGAGGUGCUGGCCUUGGGUGCCACUGGAGGACAGCUGUGAUCACAGGACUUAAGAGAUUAGGGCAGUGGGGACUGUCAGGAACCACCCAAAGUAGACAAGUUCCAAACAAGAAGCUAUCUGUUUUCCUUGGAAAAUAAUCUGCAUUCUUCCCUUUGAGCCCAGAUUUCUUUGCUUUCCUUUCUGAAAUCUUUCUGCCUUCUGAUUCUAAUCUGAAUGAGGACCUUUCUGCUCCUGCUAGUGUGGGGCUGCCCUUUCCACUGGACCUCAUCUUUCCUAUCUGAACUCUUUGAAUGUCCUUCAGACCAAUUCUCUCUCCCAGAUGUGGCUCCAGAGGCUGCUCUCUGCCCCUACUACUGUUGUGGAAGAAUGAAUUUUGUUGUGUGAGAGGGAAUGCUGGUUCUGGCCCAAAGAUUGGCAGCUCAGAUGCGUUCCUCCCAAGACAUGAAGGUGUCUAUUUAAAGACAUGUAAAGAUAAUUUUAAGGUUGUGACUUAAUAUCUAAAUUGGUCACCAGGGGAAAAUCCCAAAUAAAAUACCCAAGUCAGUCUGGAAAUUUAUGGUAAUUUUAAUUAAUAUAGAGGGAAGGAUUUAAGGAGAAAGAGGGAAGAAGGUAUAGGAUUUCUCCGGCCUGGCCUGUGCCAGGGGGAGUUCAAAAUCUCCACCCCUAGGUCUCUGAAGGAGAUUAGAGGCUUCUAAGAGGAUAAAGUUUGGAAAGUAAGAGAGAAAAAACUCAGCCAGAAACUCACCACUGAAUCGGACAAUAGCUGUAGCCACACCAAGAUGCCAAAAGGUCCAGCACACUGCCACCAGCCACCUCUCCACUACCAAAAGGUACCGGAGAGAGGAAGUGAUGCCAAAUAUAUAGACCUUUACUCUUGUGUCCCCUCCUCUAAAUUUACACAUCUACCAAUCACAUCAGAGGCUUUUUCUCCAGGACUGCCCAUUCUUUAGUUCUCAUCUUCUUUGAUUAGAUUAUAUCUUUUGAGUUACUUAACACUUCUUUGUUAAGUUCACCUUUUGUUAGUUACUUAACCUUUUUGUGAUUAAUUUGCCCUUUCUAGUUACUUAACACCUUUUUGUAAUAAGAUCUAAAAAUAGACUUAGCUUAAAGUUCUAGCUUCACUAUAAAGUAAGAGCUAAGUACCUUCACUGUUCAAUCAAGAGAUUACAACUUUAUCUUCACCAUAAAGUAAGAUCUAGGGUGGAGUAAUUUUAGAGUUCACAGAUAUUAUGCAUAGUGUUGCCAUGGGAAUGGAAAAAGCCAUUACAGGAGGGUGGAAUAUUCCCCACAUGAGUGUAGAGGACAGUGGAAUAGCCCUUGUAGGGUUUCAGGUUUCUAGAUUGUAUUGAGGAUCUGGGGAAUACUGUAUCCUCCCAUGCUUGGAAACUCAAUCUUUCCUCAGACCAUUCUUCCCAUGUAUGUCCCAGGGGCAUUCCAGACUGAACAAUAAGGAAUAGGUCAGGAAGCAGUGAAAUGGAGAAGUGUCCAAUACCAAGUCUACCCUGUGUAUGCCAUGGAGCAGAUUGAAAAAGUAGAAGAGCCCAGCCAAGUAACAUGUUAUUGUCAGAUAUGGCCACUGCCUCGUCAGUUAUUCCUCAUCAGCCUCUUACCUAUUUCUCUUGGUCCUCAAUCCUCAGGUUUCCAUAGUUAGAGGGCUAGCCUUAGAUCCUUUGUGUUUCAUAAAUAAACUUUUUUGAAAAUUAAAGUUGAAUUGUGAUAUUUUUCUGGAAUACAUUUCCCUUUAGCCUGGCCAAGGACAAAUCUCCAGACUUGUUGUUCCCUUCCUCCCAGAUUAUGAACCUAAGGAGGAAUCUCCCUUCUUUUGUUAAGCUAAAAUGACUAGGAAACCAUGGUGAACCUUGACACAUUCUGAGAGUAUCCUGGGCCAGCCACAAGGCUAUGGAAAGCUUGGACUGACACCUUACUUGUCCGGCAAAGGACCUGCUUCUCCUGCGAUGAAGUAAGGAAGGAGGAUUUGAGGUCUUCUAAGCCCCCUCCUCAGUGGUUAUUUAUGAAUCUGAGAUUUCAGGGGAGGGACUGAGUGGUAAGUUCACCAGGGAUAUAUAUAUAUAUAUAUAUAUAUAUAUAUAUAUAUAUAUAUAUAUAAGUAAAGGAGAGAGAUACAGACAAAAGACCUGUGCUAGAGAACUACCAUUUUUCUUCUUUUUUUUUUAAAGGUCAUUCACCCCUAGUCCAUUCCAUUGAUCCAUCCUUCUAUCUCUUAGCCAAUACCACAUUGUUUUGAUGAUUACUGCUUUGUUGUAUACUUUCAGAUCUGGUGCUUGUAGACCACCAUCCUUCACUUUUUUUUCAUUAGUUCCCUUGAUAUUCCUGAUCUUUUCCUUCUUCCACAUGAACUUGGUUAUAAUUUUUUCCAAUUCUAUAAAUAGUUUUUUGGUAGUUUGAUAAAUAUAGCACUGAAUAAAUUAAUUUAGAUAGGAUUGCCAUUUUUACAUUACUAUUUAUCAUUAUAUUUAUAUUGUAUUAGCUCGCCCUACCUGUUUUUCUUUCUUUUAGAUUUUGGAGUGUCAACUGACCAUAUUAAAUGAUCAGUCAAUAAGUUAUUUAAAAUGAAGAAAUUCUGCCUCUUGAGAAUCCCAGUCAUUGCACUGUCCAUAUCUUUCUAUUGAAUUAGUUCAAUCAUCAAAAUAUUAUAUUUUUAAAAGAUGAAGAACCUUUCUUUUCCUCAUCAUACUUACUCUUCUUUCUAUGAAACUAAAUGCAAAAUGAUUGACUGUGUUCUGGUAACAAAUGGUAUUCAUCAUAAAUCAAAGACAGAAAGUUUUGGCUAUGGCACAUUGUACCCAUUGGUUCUCCAAACUGAAUUUAACAUGAGACUGCACUUCUUCUCUUUGAUAAAAUCAGAGACUGCUCCCUUAUAACUAUGGAAUCCUUUUUAUCCUUUCAUAAGAGUAUUUCAGCCUUUUAGGAAAUUAUGUAGAGAAUUUCUUUUUCUUUGUUUUCACCUCUUUGAUCACUUUCUGAGAAGGUAGCAUGUACUGUCUUCAAAAAAAUGUUUUUACCAGAUCAACUCUGACUCUUGUGAUGAGGAGGAAUUUCAGAUCACCUUCUCUAUUUCUCCUCCACAGAAUCUCAUACUUCACUCAGAGCACUUCCCAUCUCCCUGAUUCCACAGGGAAAAGAAUUUCAGAGUCAGACACUAGUCCAGGUUUUACUCUUCACAACAUCAUUCCCACUUCAGACACAAAAUACCUUUGGGCCAGUAGCAUUCAAGGAUGUGGCUGUGGACUUCACCCAGGAAGAGUGGUGCCUAUUAGACCAUUCUCAGAAAAAGCUGUAUCUGGAGGUCAUGCUGGAGAAUGUGCAGAACCUACGCUCUGUGGGUCUUCCAGUUCCCAGAGAAAAUUUUAUCUCCUGUUUUCAAAAAAGGGAAUCACUUUGGCUGCUAGAGCAAAAAGGCCCAGAGGCAGAGACUAAUUUUGAAGUGAAGGAGAUAUCCACAAAGCUAAGCCUUUUUGUGGAAGGAUCUGGCCCCCAAAGAUGCAUGAAUGAGGAUCCCCAUGACGUCCUUUUGAGAAAAAUCCAUGUCUCUAAUAUCAAGUUAAAUAAAAAUUCAAAGAGUGACAGUGAAUUUGAUGAAACUGCAGAGAAAUUCAGCCAAAAUUCAGUCCUAAAUCAGUACAUGAAAUUGACCUCAAGAAAUGACUAUUGUCAGGAUAGUGAAUAUAGGAAACACUUUCAUGAAGAAAGAGGACUUGUUCAGUCACCUGAGAAACCUGAAAAACCCGUGUAUCAAAGUAACGUAGGAGGAAUGGCCUUAGGCUGUAGCUCAGACAUCAUAAGACAUUCAAAAAGUAAACAUGUGGAGAUGGUUUCUGUGAGUGAUAAAGGUGGGAGAACUUUCAGUCAUAACUCUGAGCUUGCUGCACAUCAGCGAAUCCACACUGGAGAGAAACCUCAUGUAUGUAAACACUGUGGAAAGGCUUUUACAAAGAAGAACAAGCUUACUGCACAUCAGAGAAUCCACACUGGAGAGAAACCUUAUGAAUGUAAACAAUGUGGAAAGGCUUUUACUAUGAAGGGAUCUCUUGUUACACAUCAGAGUAGCCACACUGGAGAGAAACCUUUUGAAUGUAAACAGUGUGGAAAGGCUUUUACAGACAGGGCUCUUCUUGCCAGACAUCAGACCGUCCACACAGGAGAGAAACCUUAUGAAUGUAAAGAAUGUGGAAAGGCUUUCACACAGAGGAGCCAUCUUGCUACACAUCAGAGCAUCCACACUGGAGAGAAACCUUAUGAAUGUAAACACUGUGGAAAGGUUUUCACACAGAGGGGCUCUCUUGCCAGACAUCAGACAAUCCACACUGGAGAGAAACCUUAUGAAUGUAAACAGUGCGGAAAGGCUUUCACACAGAGGGGCCAUCUUGCUGCACAUCAGAGCAUCCACACUGGAGAGAAACCUUAUGAAUGUAAACACUGUGGAAAGGUUUUCACACGUAGGGAAUCUCUUGCUAAACAUCAGAGAAUCCACACUGGCGAGAAACCUUAUGAAUGUAAACAGUGUGAAAUGGCUUUCUCACGGAGGGACUAUCUUGCUGCACAUCAGAGAAUCCACACUGAAGAGAAAUCUAAUUGUAUGGGAUAAAAAAAAAUCAUGUAUUAUUCUCCAGCAUACAUUAUUUAGUAUUAGUAAUUUUUUAUUGGUGAAUUCCUAUAGAAAAUUAGUAAAAGGUGCCCUUCAAAAGGGAGAUAUUAAUCUCUCCUUAUGAAGAGUAGAGAAAUCCUCCUCCCCAGCAGCUUUUUAUAUAUAAAUAAAUAUACGCAUUCAAUUCA
Messenger RNA from Monodelphis domestica (gray short-tailed opossum), 8611 nucleotides. The record is from RefSeq and is a predicted model, not a curated record. NCBI's taxonomy places the organism in Eukaryota, Metazoa, Chordata, Mammalia, Didelphimorphia, Didelphidae.